GCUGCCAUCGUACACACUAUGAUGGAGUGUACCUUGAUAAGAGCUUUAAUCAUCUGCAGCCUCGGCUGGAUCUCUGUCUCAGCUGCUGAUUCUCAGACUGUGGAGGUCCAGUCUGGUAAAGAAGUCUCUCUCACAUGCUCUAAGAAGUCUGACUCUGCAACAGUGUGGUUCAGAGUGGUCAACAGAACCAAGGCCAGCUGGAUCUCCACUAUGCUCGGCUCUAACAAUGUUCCUUCGUACUGUGAUGGAUGUCAAAGUGGAAAAUUUGAAAUGAGUUCCGACACCCUCAAAAUGAAGACAGUGGCUGUAUCUGACUCUGGACUGUAUUACUGUGUUGUUUACAGCGGUGGACAGACAUUUUUCACCACCAUACAUUUAAAUGUUGAAGAGUCUGAUGAUGUAACAAAGCUGAUGAGUGUGAUCCUGGGCGGUCUGACUGCUGUUCUCCUAACAGUCAUCAUUGGUCUGGUUGUUACAAUCAGGAAACUUCAGAAAGCUGCCAGUGGAGAACAGAAUCCACCACAGCGUGAGAAUCCGGGCUCUGAUGAUCUGAACUACGCAGCAGUGACGUUCUGUCAAAAAGGAAGAAGAAGAGAAGUGGAGCAGAAUGUUGUGUAUUCUUCUACUAGAUAGGAAGAUCAGGAAGCAACCUGAGGUGUUGUUCAGAGUAAAACUGAUGCUUUGACAUAUUAAUCUGCAGAUGUGCUUUUGUGUUAGUGGUGGACUUACCAUUACUGUGUCAAAAGAAAAAGAAAUGUGAAGGCCUAUUCCUAGUAAUGUGUUCUAUUCCUGUUCCUCUUUUGAAAGAUGUAAUCAGAGUACAUCAAUACAGAAAGUAGAUAUUUUAAAUAUUGACUUAAUACUCUGAGUGUCUAUACUGGUAUGAGGAAUAAAAAUACAAAGAUGCAGCAGCCAUCCAGCUUUAAAUUUCUUUUCAUGUACUGUACAUGUAACAAGUCUACUGUCUACUGUGGUAAGAAAACAGCGCUGUGGGUACCAGCCUAAAGAGAAGUCUCAACCACAGGAGGACUGGCCUUCAGCUGAGUUCCAUUUAUUUUAAUGUGUUACUUUUGUAAUGUAGCAUCAGCUGCAAAACAAACUUUGUACAUACAUAGUUGGCUGCAGGCAAACCAUUCGACUUUGUGAAUUAGUGUGUUCAACUUGUUAACUUUGUUACUUAGGAGGGCUUUUGAACCAGUUUUGAGUUUGUGAAUAUAAGUUUGUAUCGUAGUGUACUUUAUAGUGUUAUUAGUUGGUUUUCUGGUACUCUUUUGUUCGGUCACUAUAGAGCUCUUCUAAGCAGUUUAAGUAGGAGUGAGGAGCCCUCUUUGUUUGGCAUUGUUCUGGUUUUUUUUUCUCUUGUUUCAUAUUUUAUGAGUCUAGGUGAGAAACUUGUCUUUUGUUUAAUGAGGUUUUUUUUGUUAGGUAAGUUUGGGCCAAUAACUCGGGCCAGUAACUUAGGGCCAUAAGUUUUGUUUGUUGUUUUGGGCACUGUUUAUCUCUGAAGUCUAAUAAACUGCUCACUUCAUUUUCUGAAA
This is a messenger RNA of Epinephelus lanceolatus (giant grouper), 1538 nucleotides long. RefSeq lists its product as uncharacterized. Gene Ontology annotation, biological process: response to bacterium. Lineage: Eukaryota; Metazoa; Chordata; Actinopteri; Perciformes; Serranidae. The record is from RefSeq and is a predicted model, not a curated record.